This is a messenger RNA of Frankliniella occidentalis (western flower thrips), 1768 nucleotides long. Its product is annotated as hydroxysteroid dehydrogenase-like protein 2. The record is from RefSeq and is a predicted model, not a curated record. The coding region runs from base 182 to 1402 and encodes 406 amino acids. The transcript has 9 exons. NCBI's taxonomy places the organism in Eukaryota, Metazoa, Arthropoda, Insecta, Thysanoptera, Thripidae. Gene Ontology annotation, cellular component: mitochondrion.
CUACUGCAUUUCCUACUCGUAAUUUCUUUAUUAUCACAGUUUCCGUGACAAGUAGUAUUCGUUUUUUGAUGAAACCUUGAAUCAAAGUCAAUAAACAAUCAGUUGAGAGCGUCUUGUACGUCGCAGAGACCAGUCUUUCUCUAUUUCGAGAGUCUGUUUGCAAAGAAGCUGAGACUUCAGAAUGAUGGGGAAAUUAGCUGGGCGUACUCUAUUUAUUACCGGAGGAAGCCGUGGCAUUGGGAAAGCAAUUGCUCUACGAGCUGCACAAGAUGGUGCAAACAUUGUUAUCGCUGCUAAAACUGCCGAGCCCCAUCCAAAAUUACCUGGCACUAUAUAUACAGCUGCCAAGGAAGUUGAAGCUGCUGGAGGGAAAUGCCUUCCUUGCAUUGUUGAUGUACGAGAGGAAACGCAAGUGAGAGCAGCAGUUGAUGCAGCUAUCAAAGCAUUUGGUGGUAUUGAUAUUCUUGUGAAUAAUGCCAGUGCUAUCUCCCUUACCAGUACUUUGGAUACUGAAAUGAAAAGAUAUGAUCUCAUGCAGAAUAUAAACACAAGAGGAACAUUCUUAGUGUCCAAAAUUUGUAUCCCUCAUUUGAAGAAAAGCACAAAUCCUCAUAUUCUCAACCUCAGUCCUCCAUUAAAUAUGUCAAAACACUGGUUCAGCAACCAUGUAGCUUAUACCAUGGCUAAGUAUGGCAUGUCAAUGUGUGUUCUUGGUAUGGCUGAAGAAUUUGCAUCAGAUGGUAUUGCUGUUAAUGCACUCUGGCCACGAACAGCUAUCCACACUGCUGCAAUUGAAAUGCUGACCGGACCAGAUUCUGCACGCCAUUCUCGUAAGCCUGAGAUAAUGGCUGAUGCUGCAUACCACAUUCUUACAAAGCCAUCACGUUCUUGUAGCGGCAACUUUUUUAUUGAUGAUGAUGUUCUUAAGGCAGAAGGCGUGACUGAUCUCACACACUACGCAUGUGAUCCCAGUUAUGCAGACAAACUCAUGCCAGAUUUUUUCCUUGAUGAUAGCCCUAACACUUCCUUUGAGAUUAGUAAAAUGAAACCUAAUUUAGGAGGUGGUGAGGGAAUUGCUAAAAUUUUUAAGACUAUUGAAGAUAAAAUUAACCCUGAACUGGUGAAAAAAGUUCAAGGUGUUUAUUUGUUUCAAGUUUCAGGCGCCGAAGAAGGCUUUUGGCACAUUGACCUUAAAAAUGGCAGUGGUUCAAGUGGCAAGGGAAAACCAGAAGCAGCACCAGACUGCACAUUAUCAAUGGAUUCCAAAAAUUUCUUUGAUAUGUUUUCAGGUAAACUGAAACCAUCAGCUGCGUUUAUGACAGGAAAACUGAAGAUCACUGGUAAUUUGCAAAUUGCAAUGAAACUAGAGAAACUGAUGAGCUCACUUAAAUCAAAGAUGUAACUUUUAUAUUAUCUGUAUCAUUGAUGAUUGCAAAUGUAUAUGUAGAAAGGAAAUCACCCCAGAGAUAUUUUAUAUCUAUCAGGUUAUUUGAUCAUUUAAUUUUACGAGCUAUUUCAAGUUGAUUGGUGAAGGUAACUCUGGUGAUACAUUGUCAGUAUUUUAACGUACUAGAUUUUGAAUAUUGAUAUAGAUUAACAGUACAGUGAUACAGACAAUAAGCACAAUUUAUCUGAAAUGUAUUUUUCUAAAACUAUUGUGUUAAUAUUAAGUUUAUGCAGUUUUGUAAUUUCAUCAGUUUUUUACCCUUGUUAUUUUUUACAAAUAUAAAUGCUAUUAUUCAAUAUUAAAGUAUAUCUUUGAUCAUAA